CCCAUCAACCUGAUCUGAAGAUCGAAAAUAGGAGGGCUUAUAGUAAUCAGCCCUUCAGACUCCCAUGACAAGGAAAAGUGUGGCAACGUCGUGGGAGCGCUCGGCACACACAGCAGGACGCUCACUGGCGCUGCGCGCUCAGCACAUAACCAACCAGAUAGCGCGCAGAGAGUCGGAGAGAAACGGGGACGGCAGCAGCAUCCUGAGACGGAUGCAUUUUUUGUGCUAAAAAUCGGACGCUUUGGAGACAGAAAACAACGAGAGUCAGAGAAAGACAGGACGGGAAAUAACGCGCUUUUUUUGGAGGGAUUUGAACAGAGUGCCAUUGUGCUCUAGUCUUCUCCGGAUGCACAGAAAUGGGGGAAUGGACUAUACUAGAGAGGCUCCUGGAGGCUGCUGUCCAGCAGCACUCUACUAUGAUAGGAAGGAUCCUACUAACAGUGGUGGUCAUCUUCCGGAUUCUAAUCGUAGCAAUAGUUGGAGAGACUGUCUAUGAUGACGAGCAGACCAUGUUUGUUUGUAACACCUUACAACCGGGCUGCAACCAGGCAUGCUACGACAAGGCAUUUCCCAUUUCACACAUUAGAUAUUGGGUUUUUCAAAUCAUCAUGGUGUGCACCCCGAGUCUUUGUUUUAUCACGUACUCGGUGCAUCAGUCGGCCAAGCAGAAGGAGCGGCGCUACUCAACAGUCUAUCUGACACUAGAUAAGGAUCAAGAUUCACUGAAGCGAGACGAGAGCAAAAAGAUAAAGAACACCAUUGUUAAUGGAGUACUUCAGAACACAGACAACUCCACCAAAGAAGCCGAGCAGGACUGUUUAGAAGUCAAAGAGAUCCCUAAUUCGGCAAUGAGAACUACAAAGUCCAAAUUGAGGCGACAAGAGGGCAUCUCCAGGUUUUACAUCAUCCAGGUGGUGUUCAGAAACGCCCUGGAAAUAGGCUUUUUGGUGGGUCAGUAUUUCUUGUAUGGAUUCAACGUCCCGUCGGUGUACGAAUGUGAUCGCUACCCCUGCAUAAAAGAUGUCGAGUGCUACGUCUCCAGACCAACGGAGAAGACUGUGUUCCUGGUCUUCAUGUUCGCGGUCAGUGGGUUUUGUGUGGUGUUGAACCUGGCAGAACUCAACCAUUUGGGCUGGAGGAAAAUCAAAACGGCCGUGCGAGGUGUGCAGGCUCGGCGGAAGUCCAUUUAUGAAAUCAGAAAUAAGGACUUGCCGAGGAUGAGUGUGCCUAAUUUUGGCCGCACUCAAUCGAGUGACUCUGCUUAUGUGUAACACAUGGAAAGGAAGGAGUGAAAACAUGUAAAUUAAAAAACCAUGAUGGACAUGAUGGACAGCUCCGCACGCCUAAUUCGUGUCAUGACUUUAAGAGUGGGCAGAUUUUUUUGAUUUGUUGGUCUUUUAAGGAGCUCAUGGCAAGCGUUGGUUACACGUUUGUUUACUUAUUUAUUAUUGCACUGAUGCAACUUUUUAGUAACGUUUAUACUCUGUAAGAUGCUAAAUGGAGACCAUGAUAACGUGUUCACAUAUUUACUCUUUGUGGGCUUGUUCUGCUGUACUUGAAAAGAGUAAAUGCAAAAAUUGCACUAAGAGGUGAACACUUGAGGGCCUGACCUUAUCCAAAAUGUGCUACUGACCUGACGGUGUUUUAAGACAUUUUCUUUCCACCUGUUUUUGGCAUCAACCUAAUUAACGGCACCAUACACAGUGGUUAAAGGACAAAUCUAUCAUCCAUAUUUAUAUAUGCAUAGAUAUAUAUAAAUCCAUACUGACUAAGGUUCAACCUAGUUGAAAUACAUCAGCGUAAUUCAUGUUUUUAUGUUGCCUGUGUUGCACCACUGACCUUAACAUAUGUAACCAUUCCAUUGCUUUAUAGCUGACUUGCAAAACAGUAUCUGUUGAAUUUGCUGCAAAUGCUAACGUCUGUGACUUCCUUAAUUUAUGACACACCAAAGCGCCCACUGCUUUUAUUUGUGAAGUGUUUUUCUUGCUUUUCUGUAAUCAAGUGCCAUACUUGUAUAUAAACAUGAUAUAUAUGUAUACAUAUAAAUAUAUAAAUAUAUAAUAAUCAUCAUGAGAGCUGAUUCCCUGCUUGGAUUAUGCUAAAUGCCGCCCAAAUUUUUUAUUUGCUUUAAAUGUAUUUGUUGUGAUUUAAAUGAAGAAAAAAAAUAAUAUGUACAGUUUUUCUCUGUUUUAUUUUGCAAAUGACUGGAAAAAGAAAUGAAGUGCUAGUCUUUUUUUUAUAUACAAGAAGUAAAUGUUUCUCCCUAAUCAAAGCUGUUCAAAACUGGAAAAUAGCACAAAUUGACCUUUUUAUUAAAGAAUGGGCAAAAGAAAUCUGCUCGGGUGCUACAGUUUUUCUUAUUGAUUUAAAUGUAACCGAAACAAACCAGAAAAAAAAACUCAAACAUCAUUUUUCUUCUGUGGAAAAUAAAAGUGGGAUUCAUGUACACCA
Molecule: messenger RNA, 2451 nt
Organism: Cottoperca gobio
Lineage: Eukaryota; Metazoa; Chordata; Actinopteri; Perciformes; Bovichtidae
Product: gap junction delta-2 protein
Exons: 2
Coding region: 357-1271 (304 amino acids)
Biological process (GO): cell-cell signaling
Cellular component (GO): connexin complex
Molecular function (GO): gap junction channel activity
Source: RefSeq, a predicted model, not a curated record